UUCUUAUAUUGCUGCUAUAAAAUGGUGUUAGAUCCAUCCACGUUAAUCCUCCUCCUCUUCUCAAAUUAGCUUCUUCUUCUCUCUCUUUUUUUGCGUCCUGGGUAUUAGGGAAUCUCAUACUUAGAUAUGGUCAAGAUCUGAUUAUUAUGGUUUCGAUGAUCCGGCUUUAAUGUUACCCACCUGAUUGAUUGAUUGAUUAAUUGUUCCCAAGGCGGUUGUUGUCUCCACUGAUUCCUAGAUAAGCUCUGUUGGAUUGGAUUAGGUGUUUUUUUUUUCUGUUUGGUCUGGUAGGGUUUGGAAGAGAGCAUAAUAAUAGAGAGAGAUAUAAUGCGGCUGAGGUCCGAGUUACUCAUAUCUUUGGUUCCGUCGUUGACUUUUUAUCAUUCUUCAAAUCGUUUGAAACCUCUCGAAAAGAGUGAUUGGCGUGGUAAUCUCAGUUGAAGUUUCUCGCUCCUUUUGUUUUAGUUUCUCUCUCUUUAGAUCUUUUGCUUGCCUUUUUGUUCCAUCUCCGCCUUAGUUUGGUACUCACUCGGUUUCAAAAACUAAUCGAAGAAGAAGAUUGUUUCGCCAGUGAUCUUUCUUUCGGUGUGUGUUUUUGACGUUUCGGUUACUAGUCCAGUUACUGUUUUUGGAUAUGAGCUCUGUCUGUGGUGGUGGGUUGGAUUUCAAAGAUGCAGCCUCUGCUUCGAGCCCCAGUACAUGUUGUAAUAAUAAUGGCUCGAAUCAUGUCUCCGUUGUUACCGGAUCUGAAGAUGCUCAAGAGUCUGAUGGGGAUGAUAGUGGUAAUAUACACCAAUAUCUGAAUGAAGAUUCCAAAGUCAUCACCAAACCGCCGGUGAUCCCAGAGCCUUUACCUCUCAAGUCUUGCGAUGAUGAAGGAGAAGACAAGAACCUUGCCAAGGUCGUCAUCUUCUCUGAGAGUGUGACUGCGGCGGCGGCUACUGUCAUUCCAGCCAUUAAAGGCAGCCGAGAGAAGCAUGGCAAGCCGCUCGAGAAGCUGAGGGUGUCAUGGGCUGAAGAUGUGUAUGAUCCUCCACCUUCCAUCGUCUCUCACACGAGGAGCAAGAAACAUCAGCAUCAGAAAUCAAAGAGCAGAGAUAGCUUGAAGAAGAACGGAAAGAAAGGACAUAAGGGAAGUACUGGUUCUUCAUCAUCAUCAUCCCGUGGCAGCAAAGACAAAAAGUCGUCUUCUUCUCGCAGCAAACACAGUCGUGAUAAGUUUGGAUGGGCGACACAAGUGCCUAUCGCAGCCGCAUCUUCUUGAAUUUUGUCUUUUGCAUGGGCAGAGCACGUGCGUCUACUUUAUUACUAUUUCUCUUCUCCUAUCUCUAUAUAUAAAUAAGCUCUUUGCUGUGAAGACGUUUCUCUGGAUUACAGAACGACUUUUGUUAUUUGUACGGAAUGGAUUUUGUUUUGUUGUUACAAUAAUUGCUACUAGUUUUGUGAAGCUGGCUAAAUAAAUAGUUGUGUGCUAGA
Molecule: messenger RNA, 1476 nt
Organism: Raphanus sativus (radish)
Lineage: Eukaryota; Viridiplantae; Streptophyta; Magnoliopsida; Brassicales; Brassicaceae
Exons: 3
Coding region: 635-1264 (209 amino acids)
Source: RefSeq, a predicted model, not a curated record